Oncorhynchus nerka (sockeye salmon) is the source of this 393-nucleotide messenger RNA. RefSeq names its product large ribosomal subunit protein uL23-like. The record is from RefSeq and is a predicted model, not a curated record. Gene Ontology annotation, biological process: ribosomal large subunit assembly; translation. Lineage: Eukaryota; Metazoa; Chordata; Actinopteri; Salmoniformes; Salmonidae. The transcript has a single exon. Bases 1 to 393 code for a protein of 130 amino acids. Gene Ontology annotation, molecular function: structural constituent of ribosome. Gene Ontology annotation, cellular component: ribosome; cytosolic large ribosomal subunit.
AUGAGAAAGGCUGUCCCUGCCAAGACUGAGGCCAAGGUGAAGGCCCUGAAGGCCAAAAAGGCUGUUCUGAAGGGAGUCCACAGCCAGAGGAAGAAGAAGAUAAGAACCUCCCCAACCUUCCGCCGCCCCAAAACCCUGCACCUCCGCAGACAACCCAAGUACCCCCGGAAGAGUACCCCUCGCAGGAAUAAGUUGGACCACCAUGCCAUCAUUAAGUUCCCUCUGACUACAGAGUCGGCAAUGAAGAAGAUGGAGGACAACAACACCCUCGUCUUCAUCGUAGACGUCAAGGCCAACAAGCACCAGAUCAAACACGCCGUCAAGAAGCUCUACAACAUUGAUGUGGCCAAGGUCAACACACUCAUCAGGUCUGACGGUGAGAAGAAGGCAUAA